GCUUGGUUAUGCGUCCUAUGACGAGUGGGCGGAGACUGAUGUACGCGAUCCUGGUUCCCGCAGACGCAGGAAGAUGGCCGCGGACAGAUUCUCCCGGUUUAACGAAGACCGAGACUUUCAGGGUAACCACUUUGACCAGUAUGAGGAUGGACACUUGGAGAUUGAGCAGGCCUCUCUGGACAAGCCCAUUGAAUCGGAUAACAUCGGACAUCGCUUACUGCAAAAGCAUGGGUGGAAGCUCGGCCAGGGCCUGGGGAAAUCCCUUCAGGGCAGAACCGAUCCUAUCCCGAUUGUGGUUAAAUAUGAUGUCAUGGGAAUGGGACGCAUGGAAAUGGAGUUGGAUUAUGCAGAAGAUGCCACUGAGCGAAGACGUGUCCUGGAGGUGGAAAAAGAAGACACAGAAGAGCUGAGGCAGAAAUACAAGGAUUUUGUGGACAAGGAGAAAGCCAUAGCGAAAGCCCUGGAGGAGCUGCGUGCGAACUUCUACUGCGAGUUAUGUGACAAGCAGUAUCAGAAGCACCAGGAGUUUGACAACCACAUCAAUUCUUAUGACCACGCACACAAACAGAGGCUGAAGGAUCUCAAGCAGCGAGAGUUUGCCCGCAAUGUUUCUUCACGGUCUCGAAAGGAUGAGCGCAAGCAGGAGAAGGCAUUGAGACGUCUGCUUGAGCUGGCUGAGCAGAGGAAGCAAGCGGAAAGUGCUCCAGGCAGUGGCCCCAUGUUUAAAGCCACCACAGUUGCGGUGGAUGAAGAAGGCACUGAAGACGAAGAUAUGCCCAUCAGCACAAGUUCAGCUGGCCAAGAAAGCCCAAAACACAUUCAGGAAGAAAAAGCACUCCAGAUAACUGCCCCAACUCAACCACCAGCUCCAGCAGUUACCUUUGGCUUCAAAAGUCCAGUUAGUUCCUCGUUGCUCCAGAAAGGGGGCUUCUCUUUCUCCUUUGCCAAGAAAACUCCAUUGAAGCUGGAGUUGCCAGCUGUCUUCAAGGACCACAGUGAGGAAGUGGGUGCCGCAGAGGAAGAGAAGGAAGAGGACAAAUCCACGGCAGAUAUCAUAAGCACGCUGAAAAGUCCAAUGGAAGCGGAGUGCAGCAAAGAUAAUGAAGUUAAAGUAGAGGAAGAGGAAGGUGAGGGAGAUAAUGGCUGCUCCCUGGCCAGCACCUUAUCCAAACUGAAGAAGAUGAAACGGGAGGAAAGAUGUGCUCAGGCAGGGGAGCCGGAAUAUUAUCACUACAUGCCACCUGCUCACUGCAAAGUGAAGCCCAACUUUCAGUUUCUGCUUUUCAUGAGGUCUACAGAGCAAACACAAACUGAGUACGAAGCUUCAAAAGAAGAGAAGAAACAGGCUGCUCCAAGCAAAGUCAAGCCUUCAAAACAGACAGAAAGUAAAGGGGAGAAGAGUGUGGUUGGUGAAGGAAAGGUGACUCCGGCAACAGAAAGCACUGCUUCUCCAAGCUUACCAAAGGCAGACAAGAAAGAGACUGAGGAAGGCAAAGAAAAGCCUAACACUAAUUUAAAUGAAGAAUCUUCCAAGAAAUCCCCAACGCCUGCAAAAGAACAGUCAGAGCGUCCAAAACAACCAACUGGUCCCUUUUUCCCAGUCUUGAGCAAGGAUGAGAGUACCACCCUACAGUGGCCCUCUGAACUCCUCAUAUUCACCCAAGCAGAGCCUUCCAUCUCUUACAGCUGUAACCCUUUAUACUUUGACUUCAAACUUUCACGGAACAAAGAUGCUAAAGGAAAGCUGGCUGGCAAGACAAAGGACAACCCAGGGACUAGCAAAGAUGGCUUACCGCCUCCUGAGGCAAGCAAAGAUCACAGUGUUGCCGUAAAGAAGGAAGGCUCCUCGGCUGCACUUACUUGUGGGGCCCAGUCAAAGGCUUCCUCUGCACCUCUUAGUGAUAUCAAACCUGAGUCCGUUGAGGAUGAAAACAAAGGAGAGUCUUCAGGAAAGCCACACAAGCACAAAAAGAAAAAAAAGCACAAGAAAAGUGGCAAACGCAAGCGGAAACACAAAGAGGGAGAUGAGGGGUCAGAGCAGAAAUCGAAGAAAAGGAAGAAACAUAAGCACAAGAAGUCAAAGGGUUCCUCCAAAACAGUGUUAAAGGUAGAAGAAUCUGAGCCAACUCCGAUAACUGCCUUAAAAAGCCUCGCUAAAGACUUAGGCACUCAAAAGUCUGUGAAUAAAGAGGGCAGUACUGGAAAUGUCAGUACAAAACAGGUCCUUCCCGCUUCCUCCAAAGAGCCUGAAAACAAAAAGCCUAAAACGGAACUUAAAUCAUCACUUCCACCUCCUGCUGUUGUCCCUUCAUCUUCCUCCCAUCGAAAUACACCCAACAAGGGCAGAAGCCGACAAAGUAGUGGUGACUAUGACAGUGAAGAUGACGCAGGAAGGAAAAAAUCCACCUCGAAAUAUAGUGAAGAGUAUGACUCCACUAGUGACCGCUCCAGAAGUCGAUCAAGGUCUGGAAAGAGACGGCGGUCCUACUCAUCCAGUUCAGGUGGCUCCACAGAUGGAAGUCGAUCUAGUCAUAAUCGAAGUUAUUCAGAGAGUGACUAUAGUGAAUACAGCAGUGGGUCGAGGCGGCGUUCAAAAAGACGGUCACCAGGUUCGGACUCUGAUUCUGGGGCCUCUAAGAGACAUUCCACUAGGCAUAAAUACUCCUCUUCUGACUACAGUCGCAGUCGUUCUAGAAGUAGAAGUCGCUCAAGAGGAAGCAGGAGUCGAGGCAGAGGGAGGUCAAGCAGUAGUAGCCGGAGUCGGAGUAAGAGAAGUCGCAGCAUGACCGGUCACAGUUGGAAACGCAGUCGCAGUUAUAGUAGGGACCGGAGUACGAGCGCUCGUAGUCAUUCUGGAAAAGGAUCACAUGGGCGGGAGAGUGUAGAUAGCCGCCGAGGUGGCAGGCGGGACUUUAAUCGUUCUAAGAUAUACCGUUCUCAGUCUCCACAUUUUACUCGCUCUGGAAGCCGGAGAGAGGAGAGUCGGGGAUCGGAACUAAAAGGAACGAGUAGCUCCAACCAGACACACAAGAGCACUGAAAAAGACUCUGGCCGAUGUUCUCUAACAGCUAAACAACUCUUAGAGAAAAUUCAGUCUCGCCGUUUGGAAAAGGCAGCUGGCUCUACGGUGGAUGGAAACUCAAAGCCAGGAGCUAAAGUAAAAGACCCACCUCAGGGAUAUUUUGGACCCAAGUUACCACCUGCUCUUGGUAAUAAAACCACACAACUGCCCAUGAUAGGCAAAUUACCAGUAGGAUUUAAAGUCACUGGUCCACAGAAAGCAGAGCAGGAUUCAGGGGAGGUUUCUGUUAGUGUAGAUGUGGAGCAGGACAAAGACACUAAGCCUACUUCACAGGUGGAGAAUACUCCACCGCCAGAGCCACCUGCACCAACUGCAGAACAUCUAACAGCAGAGGACCCUGCCUGCUUCCAGCCACCACCUCCAGAGUUUUCAGAAGGAGAUGCACCACACCUUUUGGGCAAUGGUGAUCUUCCUUUUCCACCAGUUCUUGGAAGGAUGACGCCACCACCACCUGAGGGUGAGUUUUAUCACCCAUCAGCGUUCCCACCUAUUGCAGUGGAUCCAAAUGCCCCCCGUCCCGAGGGUGAAGAGGAGGGUAUUGAGGAAGAAGAGGAUGAGGGUUCUCUGGCACCGCUGGAGAGCCAGCCUAUCACUUUCACCCCAGAAGAAAUGGAGAAGUACAGCAAGCUACAGCAAGCGGCUCAGCAGCAUAUUCAGCAACAGCUUUUGGCCAAGCAGGUCAAGAGUUUCCCAGCAGGGGUACUUCCACAAGCUCUGCAACCUGCAACACCUACCCUUCAGCAAAUUCACAUUCAGCAAGCACCUCCUCCCAUGUCUGCUGCCUCCUUAACCUCUAUGCAGCAUGCCAUCCUGCAGCACGCAGCUGCUGCUGCAGCCAUGGGCAUCCAACCCCACCACCAUCAACAACUGGCGCAAGUCCAUCACAUCCCUCAGCAUCAUUUAGCACCUAUUUCACUCUCCCACCUAACCCACUCUCUCAUCCCAGCCCACCACGCUGCUUUCCUGCAUAGCCACCCCAUACACAUAAUCCCAGCUUCUGCCCUCCACCCAGGUGGACCUCUCACGUUUCACCAUUUACCCCAUGGCCUUUAUCCAACUCUGCUUGCUCCUCGGCAAUCCUCGGCAGCAGCUACAGCUUUGCACCUGCAUCCUCUUCUUCACCCCAUCUUCUCAGGCCAAGACCUGCAGCACCCUCCUAGUCAUGGGACAUGAGAUAACCCUCAUGAACUUGAUAACUGUACCGGAUCGUGGCACUAAAGAAGGGCAUUAAAACAUGCCUGGGCACAGCUGUUAACAGCAGUGAACAUAGUACAAAGACUUUCUGUGCCCUAUUAGUCGGAUGAGGAUAUUUUGGCCCACAUUGCUAGGUCAGUUGCUUGUCCUAGGUUUCCCCAUAUCUUCCAUUUUAUUUAGACUGAACACUUUCCAAAUUGUCAAAGAACAGGGGUGGGGAAGAAACGUAUGAUUCACUUAUGUAUACCUUCUAAAGUCACAAAAUCUUUUAUUUUUCCAGUUAAACCAAUGUAGUUACCAGAUGUCUGUCAGCUCCACCACUUAUCAGUGGAAAUCCUUAAGGUGGAUGUCACCAGUGGGUUGAUGUUCACUCAUAGUCUUGAGGUCAGACAUGAAGCUAGGGCAGUGGCACAGUCUGCAGAGGCUUUGAAAUUACAGUCCACCCUCCCCAGGAGUGGGUGGGUGGUCACCUUUAUGGGAAGGUAUUACAGUUCUAUGUAAGUUUCAGUUGUGUAUUUAGCUUUUGACAGGAAGUACAAAACUUUGCUGGUCACUUGACCUAGGAUAAAGCAUUAAGGAAUAUGAAAUAAAAAAAAAUAAUUGUACAUGAAGGUGGGUCUUCUCCUGACACUUGUUCCCAAGCGAUGGUUUCCUGUAUAGAAUAGGCCACUAGCAGAAACGACGGACAGUUGCUUCUCCACAAUGAUGUCAACCAAAAUCAUGAUUUUGAGGAUGCAGCGAAUGAACGAGUCCGAAAAGGAGGUUUAAAAAAGGCAUCUGCACUCUGUAUCAUAUUUUCUUCUUGCUAUAGUUGUAUAUUAAACCGAAAGGGCAAAGGGUAUAGUUUUUAACUAGUUUGCAAAAAAAAA
Molecule: messenger RNA, 5145 nt
Organism: Nanorana parkeri
Lineage: Eukaryota; Metazoa; Chordata; Amphibia; Anura; Dicroglossidae
Gene: GPATCH8
Product: G-patch domain containing 8
Exons: 8
Coding region: 74-4255 (1393 amino acids)
Cellular component (GO): nucleus
Molecular function (GO): nucleic acid binding
Source: RefSeq, a predicted model, not a curated record